Molecule: messenger RNA, 489 nt
Organism: Ectocarpus sp. CCAP 1310/34
Lineage: Eukaryota; Phaeophyceae; Ectocarpales; Ectocarpaceae
Source: the annotation of a GenBank genome assembly
AUGAUGUGGGUGUCGACUUUCUCGCGUCCAGACGUCUCGUUCGCCGUGCGUGCGGUAGCGCGCCACGCCCACGCCCCGGCGAAGCGGCACUGGGAUGCCAUACAGAAGAUCCUCGGCUACCUGAAAGGGACGAGGGACCUCGGCAUCACCUACCAACGGGGAUCGGGGUUAGGGCUGGCCGUGUACGUAGACGCUAGCUACGCCGACACGGAGGAUAGGCGUUCGGUGUCAGGGUUGGCGACGACGGUCGGAGGUACCAUAGUCAGCCAUGGUAGCAAGACGCAGAGCAUCGUGUCUUUGCCUUCGACGGAAGCCGAGUACAUUGCUGCCGGGGAGGGCGUCAAGGAGGCGUUGUUUAUGCGUGUUGUGUUUUCGUUUGUUGCCCCAGAGACCAGUGGUAGCAGCAUCCAGGUCUUUGAGGACAACCAGGGGGCCAUAGCGUUGGUGCAGAACCCUCACAGCUCAGGUNUGAUAAAUUUGCCGGAGUAG